GGGAGGUGGUGAGGGGAAGAGGGAAUAAGCAAAAAAUUGCCUCUUUCCUCCUUCCACUGCCUGAAACCUCCACUGGAUCAAAUUGGAGGAGACACUGUUGGAUAAAACCCAUUAAAUAUUAUGAAGCCCACUAAGCAAACUCACUGUAGUAUUAUCUCCCCCUCCUCGAAUGUUUCUUUAUUUCCACAUGCUGUUAGAAAUUUCCCAACAUAGAGACUGCAAAAAGUGACGCUUGGUUUUCACGUUUGUCAGCUCCUGGUUCCAUUGCUACUCAGAUGCACCUAGCCCCUUGUGCGUUGCAGUUAUGUAGGUUUUUCAAGAAACCACAGAAACAAAUGCUUCAGGAAACCGAACACCAAUUCCGCACAUAAAUACUCUGAGUGCUUUUCCCACUGCCUGUUUGAUCUUACUUUUACUUUUUUACUUUCUUUUCUUUUUUAAGCCGGAGAAGAAUGCAGGUAUAAUUGCGCCGCUGUUCUGGGUACUGUGGCGCUCCCCCUCCCCCGCCCCCAAUAAUAGAAGCGAAAUGUCCUUUAUGAUCGGCGUGGGCUGCGUUUUUUGUUUUGAGCUCUUCUGGUCGAACCUUGCAACUUUUACUAUAUAAAAAAUAAUUCCCUUUCUUUGUUUCGUGAAUUAGAAACAAUGAGGAAAAGCUGAAGUCUGCCCAGGCCAGGUGUUUCUUGUUGGCAGCUUGCUCCCUAAUGACUCUGGCUCUCAUACAGCAGCUGCCUGCUAGUCUCUUUUGUAUGGCCUAUUGUUGCUUGCACACCCCUCCUUAAUACACAUGCUGCCCGGGGCAGACCCUGAGAAUGACAUCAACUUGCUUCUCUUAGAAACCUACAAACCUGACGCAGGGUGGGGAGGCUUUUCCUUGCAUCUGCCUGGCCAACUAAUUGUCAGCCUUUCCCGGCCUCCGAUUGGUCGCCGUUCUGCUCGGUAAUAGGUUAAGCAAAGACAUUGCUAUUCCAUCUGGUCAACCAUUCAUUGUUCUGCUUGCCUGCCUGGAAGUUUGCAGCUGAAAUCGUGUUAAGGAGUUGCUUCUGGACCUGCUGCAAAAAAAAAUAAUAAUUGCCCGCCUCAAUAUCUCUGUACUUUCCACUUAACGAAUACAGGAUACUUUAUAUCCCGGAAUACAGGAAAACCAACAAAGUGGAGCCAAGUACAUGCAGCAGCUUCAUGGGCUUGAAGGAUCACUUGAGGCAUGACCUAGGCCACCUCUAUGAGGACAGCACUGAGACUCAAAUAAGUGCCAUUGCACCUUGGUCAAUGGUAGAGAAACCAACCAUGGAUAAAGUUAACUCUAGGAAGGAGGAUACUAACAAGGAGACUUCUGAAGAAACUGGAAGCUCCAGUUGUGAUUCUGAGGAGGGCACAAAUUCCGAUAAUGAAUUGGAACGACCAGCUAUAAUUGGACCAGAAUCAUGCUUCUUACCUAAGACUCACAGACCGCUGUGCAGGUCUCCUUGUUUAGAACCGCAUAUAUUAAAGCGCAAUGAAAUCUUGCAAGACCUUAAGCUGGAGGAAGCUCAGAUAGGGUCUAAAGAACUGAAGAAACCUCCUGACGUGGUGAAAGAGUAUCAAACCAAACUGGAGUUUGCACUUAAGUUAGGUUAUUCUGAGGAACAGGUUCAACUUGUCCUGAAUAAGCUUGGUACUGAUGCUUUAAUCAAUGAUAUAUUGGGAGAACUUGUCAAACUUGGAAAUAAAACUGAGACGGAUCAGAGUGUAAGUAACAUUAACGCUAGCAUAAUGCGAGAAGCAUCUUCUGUUGAGUCUCAGAGAUCUGACUCCCCGCUUCCGGAAGAUGUGCCAGUGGAUGGUGAUAACCUCAGACCUAUAGUUAUUGAUGGCAGCAAUGUGGCAAUGAGCCAUGGAAACAAAGAAGUAUUCUCUUGUCGGGGGAUCAAACUGGCGGUGGACUGGUUUUUGGAAAGAGGCCACAAAGAUGUCACGGUGUUUGUGCCAGCGUGGAGGAAGGAACAGUCCCGACCGGAUGCUCUCAUCACAGACCAAGAAAUCCUGCGUAAAUUAGAGAAAGAGAAAAUUUUGGUGUUCACCCCAUCCCGCCGUGUUCAGGGGAGAAGGGUGGUGUGCUAUGACGACCGGUUCAUAGUGAAGUUGGCCUUUGAGUCGGAUGGCAUAAUUGUGUCAAACGAUAACUACAGGGAUCUUGCAAAUGAAAAGCCAGAAUGGAAGAAGUUCAUUGAUGAACGGCUGCUGAUGUAUUCAUUUGUCAAUGACAAAUUUAUGCCUCCUGAUGACCCCCUUGGCCGCCAUGGCCCAAGCCUGGAUAAUUUUCUGAGGAAGAAACCUAUUGUACCAGAACAUAAGAAGCAACCAUGUCCAUAUGGGAAGAAAUGCACUUAUGGACACAAAUGCAAAUACUACCACCCGGAAAGAGGAAAUCAGCCUCAGAGGUCAGUAGCGGACGAGCUUCGCGCCAUGUCCAGGAGCACAGCUGUCAAAGCUGCUAGCGAAGGAGGUCUGGUGAAGAGCAACAGCGUCCCUUGCAGCACUAAGAUAGAUAGCACUUCGGAUCUCAAGCGAGCCACUCCAAAGAGGCAGUCGGAUCCUAGCAUAAGGACUCAGGUCUACCAAGACUUGGAGGAAAAGCUUCCCACCAAAAACAAGUUGGAAACCAGGUCUGUACCUUCCCUAGUUAGUAUACCGAACUCUGCUGCUGCAAAACCCCAAAGUCUUGCACCUUUGAGCAACGGCCUUCCCUCCGGAGUUCAUUUCUCACCUCAGGAUCAAAGAGCGCAGGGGCCGUAUCCUCCAGUGUUGAUGGCAACCAAAAACCACGGAACGCCAAUGCCUUACGAGCAGUAUCCCAAAUGUGACUCCCCUGUGGACGCCAGCUACUACUCCAUGCUGAACGCAUACUCCAACCUAAGCAUCUCUGGCCCGCGAAGUCCCGAAAGGCGUUUCUCUUUGGACACCGACUACAGGAUUAGCUCGGUAGCUUCCGACUGCAGCAGCGAAGGGAGCACCAGCUGCGGCAGUAGCGAUUCCUACAUGGGCUACAGCGACCGGUCCUACAUGAGCUCUCCCGACCCCCAGCUGGAAGAGAACUUGAAGUGCCAGCACAUGCACCCCCACGGCCACCUGAGCUCGCAGCCCUUCCUGCAGGGCUACCACGAGACGCUGACCAGGGUGCAGAGCUACAGUCACGAAGAACCAAAGCACCACCACAAAUCUCCGCUUCCCUACAUGGCGGUCCACCUCCAGCAUCCCGCCGUCGGCGCUCGGUCCAGCUGCCCCGGCGAUUACCCGGCUCCCCAGAGCUCGCCCCGCUCCAAGGGCAGGCACCUGGGGAGAGCCCUCGUGUCCACCCGAGUAGACAGCAUCUCGGACUCGCGUCUGUACGAUAAUUCCCCGCUGAGGCAACGGAAAACGUACUCCGGCCAGGACGGACUCGGCAGCUGGGACAGGCAAGGCUACGGGGUCGACGCGUACGGCUACCGCCAAACUUACUCCUUGCCCAGCAACCCCAGCCAGCCGUGUUAUGAGCAGUUUGCCUUCCAAAGCUUGCCUGAGCAGCAGGAUCAGCCUUGGCGGAUCCCUUACUGCGGGAUCCCCCCGGACCCGCCGCGGUACCAGGACAACCGAGAGAAGGUCUACAUCAACCUGUGCAACAUUUUCCCUCCCGACCUUGUGAGGAUCGUCAUGAAGAGGAACCCUCACAUGACGGACGCUCAGCAACUCGCUGCCGCCAUUUUGGUGGAGAAAUCUCAGCUCGGUUAUUGAGGACAUGAGGAAGAUGCAUCUUUGUGGUGUCUUAAUAGUUCCGUUUCAGCUGUAACGCUGAGGGAGGUUUGCUACAAUAGCACGUGUGAUCUCCUUCUCAGCAAGGAGGUUAUAUAGUAAUCCAUUUAUGUGAAAUAACUGUGCCAUGGAAUCUGUAUGUGCAACCCCGUGCGUUAGAAAGGACAGGUUUUAAUUUAAAUUGUCACUUGGAUUUUAUUUUUUAUUUUUGAAGAAUAUUUCAUGACUGGAUAAGAAUCCUUCCAGUUUAAUAUAUUAUUAUAUCUGUGGUCUCUUAAUAGGUUUCUUUGGUGCAUCGGGGGGUUUAAUAUGCAGCACUUUUUAUAACGUCGUUACGUGUUUAUUAAAUUAAUGGGUGUUUUUGUCCUUCAGAGUGCAAAAAAAGUUUUCUUAAAAAAAAAAAAGCUGCAGAAAACUAAAGAGGAUUUUAUGCACCCAGCAAAUGGUUUUUUCCCCAAGCUAAGCUUAUUAUGAACUUUUUAAAAAUUGCAAUUAAGUUAUUUUAUUGUGUGAUCUUUUUGCUAUAAUCAUUUUAUUUAUAGAAAACAAAGGUCUUUUACAGCACUGACUAUUUUUUUAAACAAUGUUUUGAGUUACCAGUUUUAAUGUUGAAAUGGGUAACAGUGUAUUAUUAUUAGUACUUUAUAGUAUGGCACUUUUUUGUUGGUUUUUGGUUUUAAGUGACAUUAUUUGUUUAUCACUGUUAAUUUUUGGUGCACGCAAAAGCAAUCACUGAUGGAGAAAUCUGCCAUGAUUAAUUUAUUAUGUAGAAGGCAAAAGCCUUAGAUGCAGAUUUUGAAGAUGUUGCGCUCAUCCGACUCACACUGCCUAGAAUUAGGCUACCAAUAUAUCAGUUUAGGCAACUUACCCACGCUUUCAUGAGUCAGAAACAGAGAUUUGUUUUUGUCGUGUCUCUUGCUCCUCUAAUUAAUGCGCAGGUAUACUGGACAAAAUGUGUGGGGUUUUUUCAUACCUGUUUUUAAAUGAAACUAAUUGUUCUCAAUGCAAUUUUUUUUUGUAUAUAAGAUACUGUGUAUUUUUCAUGCUAUUUAUCAAGGCUGGCCUGAGAAGGUUUUAUGUUGUGUUGACGAUAUGCAACAUUUUUUUAUAAACUGCACUAUAGUAUAAUAUAGCAUUGUAACUGAGAACAGUCCAUCCUUUUUGUAAAAUACUGUAGAUGUUCUCAAAGUUAGUUUGUCUGGCCUGCUGUAUUGUGCAGGCAUGGCUCUUUCUGCAAACAACAUAGAUUUAGAAGCAGACAGAACCGUCUCUUCUAGUAUUAGUAAGGGAGAUUUCUGGUUUUUAAGUCGUGGGUUCUGCUAGCUCUUCUAAAAUGUAAUCUUGCAUAGAUAGAAUAGUACUAGAUCUUGCAGGCAGUAACUUAUACAUAGUGAGCGUAAUCUUACACACUAGGAUUCCCUGCAGAGUGACCUAAUGUGAUGUUUCCCUACUUUAGCCUUCAGCAACCUGGCUCCUUGCAGAUGUUUUGUACUUCCAGCCCCAGCCAGCACGUCCAAAACAUCUGCAAGGCACCAUAUCUGCAAAGGCUGCUCUAGUUUAUCAUCUUAUUGCUGAUAAACCAGGUGCACAGCUGCAACUUGAAGACCCUCUAGAACCAGAAAGUUACCUUUUACUGUUGAUACAAAUUGUAUCUUUAACUAUGAUAAUUAUUUUGAUUUAUAGAUCUAACUUUAAAAAAAAAAAGGAAAAGGAAAAACCACGCACAAAUGUGUAAAGAUAAUUUUAGACUUUGGGCAACAUUUUAUUCCUUAUUUAAAUGAGAGGGAAAAAACCCUGUAGAUUUCAAAUCCUAAACAGUCAUAUAGGCAAUUAGUUGGGUUCUUAUUGUAAACAAUAUUCUCUCUUCCCCACCCACCUAUUUAAAUAGACCUCUUCUUCUUCUUCUUCUUCUUCUUCUUCUUCUUCUUCUUCUUCUUCUCCUUCUCCUUCUCCUUCUCCUUCUCUUAAACCACGUUGAAUGAGAUCAUAUAUAAAAAAAUAAUGAUAAAAUGCUGCCUGAAAAGAAUAUCCAAGCACCUUUUGAAUAGGAAAACAUUUUUCACUACUCGUGCAACACCGUGUGUUGCAAGAAGUAGGAUUUUGGUAUACAGUAAAUGCUCCUGCAAAGCAUUGUGCUUAUAGAUGUAUCCAAUAAUCUGAACCAUGUUCAGCUACUUUAAUUCAGGAACUGUUCUUCUACACAGCUUUCACUGUUGACUAGUGAGACAGGAUCUCAGUUCUGUCAAUUCAGCUGCCCUCCUCUGGGUACUGUCUUAACACUCCCUCUGUCUCCCCUUGGGGAGAACUUCUUGCCCUGUUUUCUUUCUUCUCGGCUUCACUGUUUCUUGUCUAUACAGAAUGUGUUUUAAAUGGAGAGGGUUGUACGCUGCAUACUUCUUCCUGCGUAAGCCCUCCAUUAAACGAAUGUGGUUUGCAUCAAAGCAGCUCUCGUUCAUCGCGGUGGGCUUCCGGUGGACAGUUUCCACAUGCAAUUUGUGUGUUGUUUAUAGCUUAUACUGUAACCUUGAACUUGUAUUGACUUUCUAUAUUCCUUCUGAAGUAUCGGUGGCUUCCUGACCCAGUGUCUGCAGAAUGCAGAACUCCUGUCUUCUGGAAUGGCACCAUUUCGUAUUUAUUGUUGGCCGGCUUACCGUAUUUUACAUGUUUAUGUCUGACUGCGGCGUGGAGCCUGAUCCUGCACUGUAUACUACAAUGUGAAGUGAGCGUCUUCCGUGAAUGUGUGAUGCAGCUUGUGACUUUGGCUGGGCUGAAGCUCCCAGAACUCCUGGAAGCUCUGCUUCAGUAUCUUCCUUCAGUGUUGAUAUCUGGUCUUUUGUUAUUGUGGCCUUCCUUGGGCUCCAUUAAAAGCUGAUGUAAAAAACAAAAAAGCACUGUUUUCUGCUGCAAGAACUUUGCAUGGAGCUCCCAGGCUUUGAAGGACUCAAAGCUCCUGUCCUCCGUAUGUCCUUUCCCUGAAAGCAAAUGGUUGGCCAGGUACCGGUAUAUCCACAGCUGUGCCAUCUCUGAAGCGGAUACUUAACUGUCUCCGUCUAUUUGACUAUGACCGGUAGCAAGCCUUUCUGGAUUCAGAAACUGCUUAUCUGCUUCUCCAGAGAGCAGCAUGUUGUUUUGCGCACACCAAAAGAACUGGAGUCAUUGGGCAGCUCUUACCAGCAGGCAGCAGCAUGGCUGCUUCGCAUUUUAACAACAUUGCUUUAUGCACACCACCUCCUGUGAACCUUGGCUCUUCUAAGUUGCUCUCUUUCUCCUUUGACGUUCCAAAACUCGGGACCCGCAGCCACCCUCCCCCUCCUGGGAUGGCUUUCUGUAGAAUAUAUAUGGUAAUAGUUUGCAGCAACUGUAGGACAACAUGGAAAGGGGAAAGGCUAGGAAGAUGUCAGGUCUGUUUUAUGCCGAUUUAUUGAUGCAACUUUUGGGUUGGAUCCAAAUUUGCACACCAAGUGUAAGUGAAAAAGCAUGUCUACUCGUAUAUGGGGGAAGGGACAAAACUGGCAGAGGCAUUUUGUUGGGGAAGGCGUCUUCAGGGGAUGGGGAUGGAACUGGAAAGCAAGCAGAGCACCCAUGUGCAGAGGGUGUUAUAACUGUGAAGUUAAAAUAUGUGAUAUAUGAUCUUAGGAGGUCAAAUACCUGCUUUGUUUUAAUUUAUUGCAACAUACAGACAUUGGUGCGCUCAGUUCCAACUUUGAAAUUUGAGCUGAGUUUUAUGCCAUUGUUAUCAUCACUAUUGUUUGGAAGUACUUAACAGAAGGGAUGGAAAAUUUACCUGGAAACAUUUCAGGGUUUUGGAUUUUUGGGGAAAUCAUAUGUGUGCAUGUAUGUAAUUAUACAGUGUACUUACCGGUAUAUCAUGCUCAACCACAUAGAAGCCCCUUUUAGAUCUACAUAUGAUGGCAAGGUUAAACUCCUUGCCAUUUUGUGCAUACAUCUCAUUAACAUGUUUGGAACUUCUGGCUAUUUUUUUUUUUACCUUCUAAUAUGACUCCAAAGUUACGAGAGUUUAACUCCUUUAGGUUUUGCGUGUGCGUGUUUAGCAAAUUCUGACACUAUGAAUAGGUCCAUGGGCUUCAUUUCUGAAAGCGGAGCUCUUCGUUUUCCAGUCCUGCUGUCCUCUCCCAGUCUAAAAGACAGUAGUUUGUUUGUUUUUUCAGAAGAAAUGAGAAUAUACACUAUGUGAAUUUUCAAAAUAAGGGGGUUUGUGGCAUCUUUGGAGACUGUGGCAAUUUCUGCAGCAUCCAUGAUUACACCUCCUGGUGAGUCAGCAGGUUUAAAUCCUUCCCAAGUCUCUUCUGAGAGACAACGCAAAGGUUGUAUGUGUUAUAUUGCAUUUUAAGUGUAAAUUAAAAUGGAACGUGAUUAAGGA
Podarcis muralis (Common wall lizard) is the source of this 8146-nucleotide messenger RNA. RefSeq names its product zinc finger CCCH-type containing 12C (gene ZC3H12C). Gene Ontology annotation, molecular function: metal ion binding; mRNA binding; RNA endonuclease activity. Gene Ontology annotation, cellular component: cytoplasmic ribonucleoprotein granule; nucleus. The record is from RefSeq and is a predicted model, not a curated record. NCBI's taxonomy places the organism in Eukaryota, Metazoa, Chordata, Lepidosauria, Squamata, Lacertidae.